GGCAGGUGCAUGCGGGUUCAACGGGACUCGAGCGCUUCAUAUUCGGUGAGCCCGCGUGGCGCACAUGCAGACAGCUGAAUGCUGGACCCUAAAGGAGAACCUCGAGCUCAUCUUAACACAUCUACAGAGAACCAGCCCGAAUCACACCAUUAUACAGUGUACGAGUGCGCGUACUGAUGACCAACUUACGCAGACAAGAGAAGCCGAGCGCGCAACGCAUGUGCGUCUUUGGAGAGCGCGCAUAGAUGAGAGCUAGAGGGCGGCGACGCAUCGCUCCUCACCACCGUUGCAGCUCGACUUCUGCGGUCCCGGGACCUUCCCCUGAUCCCUCCCGGAGGAACACACACUGAACUUGGUUCAUUGGCGAAACACCGGGACUCGUAACGACGUCUGUCCUCAGUUCACCAUCGCAGCAGUUUCUACUGUACUGUACGUCUCUGCUAAAGAAAACACCGACGAGGGAGCGAGGAGUUUCCAAACUCCAGACUCGAGUCAUGGGUGAAAACGGAGGUGCUCAGAGAUUUGGAUUGGGAUUAAUGCUUCAUUUGCUCUUUCUGUGGAUUCUGCUGCAAAUAGUUGGCGCGCAAGUUGACGAUGACUUUCUGUUGGGAUUGGGGGAGCUCCCGGAGACGUUUCCCAGCGAUCCUCCGGAGCCGCUCCCGCACUUCCUGUUGGAGCCGGAAGACUCUUACAUCGUUAAAAACAAAGGUGUCAAUCUCUACUGCACGGCCACGCCCGCCACUCAAAUCUACUUCAAGUGUAACGGCGAAUGGGUUCAUCAGAGAGAGCACACGAUAGAAGAGAGGGUGGACGAGACGUCGGGUUUGGUGGUUCGGGAAGCGAGGAUAGAGAUCACUCGACAGCAGGUGGAGGAGUUGUUUGGUUUGGAAGAUUACUGGUGCCAGUGUGUCGCCUGGAGCUCCGCAGGAACCACGAAGAGCCGCAAGGUGCACGUCCGGAUUGCAUUCCUGAGGAAGACAUUUGAACAGGAACCAUUGGGUAAGGAAGUGUCACUAGAACAGGAAGUGUUACUGCAGUGUCGCCCACCUGAAGGUGUACCACCCGCUGAGGUGGAAUGGCUGAAAAACGAGGAGAUUAUCGAUCCGGCAGAUGAUCGGAAUUUCUACAUCACCAUCGAUCAUAAUCUGAUCAUCAAACAGGCGCGGCUUUCCGACACGGCUAACUACACCUGUGUGGCUAAAAACAUAGUUGCAAAGCGCCGCAGUACCAUGGCUACAGUCAUCGUCUAUGUAAACGGAGGCUGGUCGACGUGGACCGAGUGGUCAGCGUGUAACAGUCGCUGUGGACGGGGCCUGCAGAAAAGGACACGUAGCUGCACCAAUCCUGCACCUUUAAACGGAGGCUCGCCAUGUGAUGGACAAGCCAUCCAAAAAAUCGCCUGCACCUCAGUCUGCACAGUGGAUGGCGAAUGGGCCGACUGGAGUAAAUGGUCGGCGUGUAACACAGAAUGCACUCAGUGGAGAAAUAGGGAGUGUAACGCUCCUGUACCACAGAACGGAGGCAAGGAUUGUGAUGGAGUCACGCUACAGGCACAAAACUGUACAAAUGGACUCUGCCUACAAAGUUCAGUAUAUCAGCCAUCCCUUCAGCCCGUGGGGACGAGAGAACAGGGCUUUACAUCGGCGCCGGGUGGAGAUGAGGUCGCGCUCUAUGUGGGUAUCAUUAUGGCGGUGGUCAUGUGUCUGCUCGUCUCUGUCAUCGUAGCCCUGCUCGUCUACCGGAAGACACAUCGGCGCUUUCAUUCUGACAUCAUCGACUCAUCGGUGCUGAACGGCGGAUUUCAGCCUGUUAACAUCAAACAAGCACGCUCAGCUGAUUUGUUGGCUGCAACUCCUGACCUGUCCACAGCGGCGGCGCUGUACCGCGGUCCAGUGUACGCUCUCCACGACAUCUCCGACAAAAUCCCAAUGACCAGCUCACCGCUGCUGGAGCCGCUGCCUCUUCCCAACCUCAAGAUCAAAGUGUACAACUCCUCCAGUGCGGUGACCCCGCAGGAGGACGUGACCUCUGACCUCUCUGCCACCCUGUCCCCAAAAGCCACCCACUCGCUUUUGGACAGCGAUCCGGUGACCCCACGUAACCAGACGCUGGCACGCGGACGAGACCCUAUGUGCACGGCGGUAGGAGCGUUUAAUUCAUUGGGAGGACGUUUGAUCGUACCCAACUCAGGUGUGAGUUUGUUAGUGCCGGCCGGAGCCAUUCCUCACGGUCGUGUGUAUGAGAUGUUUGUGACGGUGCAAAGGGCAGAACACAUGAGACCAGCGGUCAGCGAUGGAGAGACGGUGCUCAGCGCUGUGGUCAGCUGCGGCCCGCCGGGUGCUCUGUUGACCCGUCCUGUCGUUCUGACCCUAUACCACUGCGCGCACGCACCCUCCGACAACUGGCAAAUCAUUCUCAGGGGUCACACGCAGCACGACCAAUGGGAGGAUGUGGUGAUGGUUGGAGAAGAAAACUUCACAUCAUCCUGCUAUGUACAGCUGGAGGAGGAGGCGUGUCACAUCCUGACUGAAGCUUUAGGAUCCUACUGUCUGAUUGGCCAGAGCAUCUGUCCGUCAGCGGCUAAACGAAUCAAACUGGCAGUGUUUGGGCCUGUAGUCACAGCAGGUUUAGAUUAUCACAUCAGGGUUUACUGCCUGGACGACACACAGGAUGCACUUAAGGAGGUAUUACAGAUAGAGAAACAGAUUGGUGGGAAACUGCUGGAUGAACCAAAGACUCUGAACUUCACUUACAGUAACCACAACCUGAGACUUUCACUGCAUGACAUGCACACACAGUGGAAGAGUAAACUACUAACUAAAUACCAGGAGCUGUCUUUCUCUCAGGUGUGGAGCGGUUCGGUGCGGAGGCUUCAUUGCUCUUUUGCUCUGGAGCGUCAGAACUCUGUCGUAUGUGAGUUGUGUUGUAAGCUGUGCGUACGGCAGGUUGAAGGAGAAGGUCAGAUCUUCCAGCUCUACACCACACUGACCGAGGAUGUACAGUGUAUUGAUACGUCUCUAAUGGACCCCGGCAGCAGUAUUACGGUACUGACGGGUCCGAGUGCGUUCCGAAUCCCCGUCAGCAUCAGAAACAAACUCUGCAGCAGCCUGGAUGCACCGCAUACACGAGGAAAUGACUGGAGAAUACUGGCGCACAAACUUAACCUGGACAGGUAUCUGAACUACUUUGCAACCAAGAGCAGUCCUACAGGAGUCAUUCUGGAUCUUUGGGAAGCCCUGCACUUUCCGCACGGCAACCUGAACCAGCUUGCCACGGUUCUGGAAGAGAUGGGUCGCCAUGACAACAGCAUAGCAUCUUUGGCAAAGGAACAUUGACCAUUAUGAUGAUGUUUAAGCAGAAACACCGACUGGAGAUCAAAGGAUUCAGCUCAACACAGAAGUCGAGUUGUUUUGCCACUGAAAAAAACGAAGAAAUCACCACAUGAAGAAAGAUGAGUCAAAGCAUCCGCAGAACCCCUGACCUUUGGCACCAACUCAGCGCAGCAUCUCAUUCGGUUACCAUGGAAACGUGGGGUGCUGCUGCUGCUGCUAUCUAUGCGCGUGGAUGCCACCGAUGCGGGCUUGAGAAUCUCACCGGGGUCAAAGGUAAAGCCGGUACAGGGUCAAGAUCUAGACAACCAAAAUGCUCUCUCAGACCCCUACAGUAUAUUCCUCCACAAAAAAACCUUUCUCAGUUUGCACGUGUAGGGACUGCAGUGUUAUCCAGUGUCUGAAAUCUCCUCCAUACUUUAUCUCUCCUUAGUGAUCGUUUUUAAGGAAUUUUGUGGUGCCAUCUAGUGGUUGCCGAUACAGUAAUUCUCAUGUAAUAUAAUAUUUUCAGAAAGAGAAAAUAUAGUAUUUAGCGUGUCGACUAAGAGUACCUUAAAGUGGCCUUUAAAAUCUAAUUAACAUUCAAAUCUGAUUUUAAUUGUAUUAUUUUUGUAAUGCAAAAAAAUAACAAUUCUAUGUUUCUUUGAUGAACAAAAGUGCAUACGAGCACUUGCCAGGGAUUAAAAAUAAUGUAUGCCAUUGAUAUUUGAUUAUGUGGAAUGUGGAAGAUGAAAUGUGAAGUCACACCGUAAUGAUGGGAUUGAUCGGCGCACUUUUGUAAGAGCAUCAUAUCUUUUAUCUAAAGAAGUCACUUGUUUUCUGCAUGAAGUGUUUUGUUUUCAAUUUGACAUUUACACAUUUUGCUCUAUGCCUGGUUUAACAAAAACAGUUAAGAUGCCCAUUAUAAAAAUAUACAGUCACAUGGUACCCAUUAUUUCAUCAAAUUGAGGCAGUUGGUGAAGUUAUUGUUACUAAUGUUAAAUUAUAUUUAUUUAAACUCUUCACGUCAUUGGUCAUCUUCAAAAAACCACACUUUUAAUCUACACUUUAAAAAUAGAGGAGGAAAAAAGAUUUAUUCCCCAAGAUCCUUUCAGUCCAACCUGAUCUCAUGGGAUUCGUACAUAUUUUAUGUUUUGGCUAAUUUGAUGAAUUUUUACAAAGUGAAUCACUAUUAGAAAAACAGCAACUUUAAACCAACAUAAGCAAAUUGUACAAAAAUGUUGUAUAAUGACCACCUCGUAAAAUAUGUACGAAUUGCCACAGUGACAUUUUGUUGUUCGGUCAAAGGUUCAUAAAGGAAUAAAAUAGUCUUUCUUACCUUUGCAUAUAAUAGGAUAACAUUUCAAAUGAUUGUAAAUGUUAAACAUUCUUACAUUCAGCCCUUUCAAAUUGUGACUCUGGACCACAAAAUCAGUCAUAAGGGUCUUUUUUUAUUGAGAUUUGUACAUCAUUUAGCUGAAUAAAGCUUUUCAUUAAUGUAUGGUUUGUUAGGAUAGGACAAUAUUUAAUCGAUUUACAACUAUUUGCAAAUCUAGAGUCUGAGGGUGCAAAAAAUAUAUCAAAGUAUUGAAAUUGAAAAAAUUGCAUUUUAAAGUUGUCAAAUUAAGUCCUUAGCAACACAUAUUAAUAAAUACAUUUAUUUAAAUAAAUGUAUAAUUUUUGUAUAUAUUAAUGGUAGGAAAUGUACAAAAUAUUUUAAUUGAACAUGAUGUUUACUUAAUAUCCUAAUGAUUUUGGUAUGAAAAAUCUAUAAUUUUGACCCAUACGGAUAAAUUUUUUUUUAAGGUUAAAGUUUGUACAUCACCUGAAAGCUGAAUAAAGCUUUCCAUUGAUGUGUAGUUUGUUAGGAUAGGACAAUAUUUAUCCGAGAUAUAGAAAUAUUUGCAAAUCUGAGGGUGCAAAAAAAUAAAAAUAUUGUGAAAAUUGCCUUUAAAGUUGUCCAAUUAAGUCCUUAGCAACACAUAUUACUAAUACUUUUAUUUAAAUAAAUAUAUACUUUUUUAUAUUUAUGGUAGUAAAUUUACAAAAUAUCUUCAUUGAACAAGAUCUUUACUUAAUAUCUUAAUGAAAAAAAUCUAAUCAUUUUGACCCAUACUUUUAUAAUAUUUUUGGCUGGUUUGUGGUCCAGAGUCACAUUUAGAAAAUUAAAUUUUUUAACACUCCUAAAAAUUAAAUUUCCUAAAUGUCUAGACCACAAAAUCAGUCAUAAUAUUCAAUUCUUUGAAAUUGAGAUUUGUACAUUAUCUGAAAGCUGAAUGAAGCUUUCUAAUGAUGUAAAGUUUGUCAUAGGAUAGGACAAUAUUUGGCCAAGAUACAACAAUUUGCAAAGCUGGAAUCUGAGGGUACAAAAAUAUAUUAAAAUAUUGAGAAAAUUGCCUUUAAAAACACAUAUUACUAAUAAUAUUUAUUUAUUUAAAUAAAUAUAUACAUUUACUAUUCAUGUUAGAAAAUUUAUAAAAUAUCUUUAUUGAACAUGAUCUUUACUUAUUAUCAUAAUGAAAAAAAAAAUUUUGACCCAUACUUUUAUAAUAUUUUUGGCUAAUGCUACUAAUAUACCCGUGCUACUUAUGACUGGUUGGUGGUCCAGAGUCACAUUUAGAAAAUAAAUUUUUUUAACACUCCUAAAAAUUAAAUUUCCUAAAUGUUACCCUAGACCACAAAAUCAGUCAUAAUGUUCAAUUCUUUGAAAUUGAGAUUUAUACAUUAUCUGAAUAAAGCUUUCCAUUGAUGUCUGGUUUGUUAGGAUAUGACACUAUUUGGCUGAGAUACAACUAUAUGCAAAUCUGGAAUCUGAGGAUGCAAAAAUCCAAAUAUUGAGAAAAUUGCAUUUAAAGUUGUCCAAUUAAGUCCUUAGCAACACAUAGCCUAUUACUAAUAAAUACUUUUAUUUAAAAAAUGUAUACAUUUAUUUUUUAUAUAUUUAUGGUAGAAAAUUAAGACAAUAUUUUAAUUGAACAUGAUCUUUACUUAAUAUCAUAAUGAUUUUUAGUAUGAAAAAUCUAAAAUUUUGACUCAUACAUUUAUAAUUUUUUGGCUAAUGUUACUAAAAUAUACCUGUGCACUGUAAAAAAUACUUUGCUGCCCUAAAAUUUUUUGUUGAAUCAACUCGGAUUUACAAGUCAUUUCAACUUAAUAUUAUUUAUCUUGACUAGAGAUGCAUUGUUAUAACUAAAGAUGCUAUGUUAUAACUUAUAAAAUUAAGUUGACUGUUCUCAACUAUAUUUUAUAAGUUGUGACAACUCAUCUCUGUUGACAUGACUUGUAAGUCUAAGUUGAUUUAACAAAAAAUUUUAAGGCAGCAAAGUAUUUUUUACAGUGUUCGACUUAUGACUGGUUUGUGGUCCAGAGUCACAUUUAGGAAAUUUUAUUUUUUAACUUUAAUUUAAAAAAAAUCCUAAAUGUGACACUGGACCACAAAAUCAGUCAUAAGGGUAAAUUGUUUAUUUUAUUUUGAAAAGCUGAAUAAAGGGUUCCAUUGAUGUAUAGUUUGUUAGGAUAUAUUUGGCCAAAAUACAACUAUUUGAAUAUCUGGAAUCUGAGGGUGCAAAAAAUUUUAAUAUUGAGAAAAUUACCUUUAAAGUUGUCCAAUUAAAUCCUUAGCAACACAUAUUACUAAUAAAUACAUGUAUUUAAAAUAUAUAUAUUUAUUUUUUCUAAUAUUUAUGGUAGGAAAUUAACAAAAUAUCUUCAUUGAACACGAUCUUUACUAAAUAUCAUAAUAAAAAAAUCAUAUAAUUUUUACCCAUACAUUUAUCAUAUUUUUGGCUAACGCUACUAAUAUACCUGUGCUACUUAUGACUGGUUUGUGGUCCAGGGUCACAUUUAGGAGAUUUUAUUUUUUCACACUUUAAUUUCACAAAACCAGUAACAAUAACUUUAUGAACUGUGGUAUAGUUUGGUGGAAACAAUGGUGGCAUGAUCAUUUUUAUAGUAGCGGUUCUAACAAAUAGACAGACAACAUUUGAUAUAAAAUAUUAUUUUACUUUCAUUAUUGGUCAGAACUUCAAUAUCUUUUAUCAUUUAUUGCUAUUGAAUGUUGUAACAUUGACUUCAGGUUGGGUUAGCGAUGCAGGUUUAAGUUUCUUUGAACACUGCCAGUGUUAUGAAAUGUGUCUGGCGAUUUGAAGGACAUCACUGCUGUUUCAGCAGGACCAUUUUUGGUUUCAUAUCAACUAAAAUAGCUGAACGAUUUUCCCCCAAAUAUCAUUAAAAUGUUUUAUAGAUAAAAAUGUUCAUUUUCAUACAUGAAGCUGAUUUACAUUUUAAAGCCAGAACUAUACGUUAUAUUAGAGUAUUACAGAUGAUUCGUCUGUUUGAUACAGCUUACAUUAGUAAGUGAAAUAGCAAAUUCAGCGAGAAAAGAAAAUGCAUUGAUUUGAUUCAUUCUGAAGUUAUUGGAUUGUGAGAAGUGGUUUCUGUAUGACGGGCUUAAUGGCGUCAGCUGAAAUGUAAUAAUUGAGUUUUUAGAAGGGAAAGUUAUUACACUUUGAGAAAAAAAAAACAUGUUUGUUGCUCAGACGAAUCAUUUACAGUAAAGCCUGGAAUGUGUAUUAAGUAAAAAGAUUUAUUUAUCCAUUUGUAGUACGUAACAUAAAUGUAUAGUAAAUGACAGAUCCGAGUGUUCAAAACUUACAGCCCAUAAAUGUAAUGAAGGCCUAUGCAACUGCCUUGCAAAGCAACUGAAGAUUGUGUAAUGCAAGAUCUGUUUUGUAAACACUAAAUAUGAAUGCUGGUGUGUACGUGAUCCAGAGCUCAUUAUAUGUGGAUCGGUCUGCAGUAUCACUGCCUGAAGCCUCCGUCACCCGUAAACAUGUAAAGCCUUUACUGAACUGCCAUUUCUGUUCGUCUCUGAAAGUCAAGAGGAUAUAUGUGCGGAAAUUAAUCAGCAAAACAACAUCUUUAAGUUUGAAGAGCAGCUGCGCAUUGAAUAUUUUUGUUUGACGUAAAUGCUGUGCCAACUAUGCAAUGUUUGCUUCUGGACAGGAUCGCUGGCAAACGUGCAUUGUUUUACUUGCAUAAAGAGAGAGAGAGAAUUUAUUUCAGCUUCCUUUAAAAACACUCAAAGUGAAAUGCAGACACGUCCGCAGCCAGUUUCUGUACAAAAUGUAUCUAAAGGUUUUUUUUUAAUAAAUUAUAUUUUUAAUCAA
This is a messenger RNA of Misgurnus anguillicaudatus (oriental weatherfish), 8476 nucleotides long. RefSeq names its product unc-5 netrin receptor Ca (gene unc5ca). The record is from RefSeq and is a predicted model, not a curated record. Gene Ontology annotation, biological process: axon guidance; netrin-activated signaling pathway. Gene Ontology annotation, cellular component: membrane. Gene Ontology annotation, molecular function: protein binding; netrin receptor activity. NCBI's taxonomy places the organism in Eukaryota, Metazoa, Chordata, Actinopteri, Cypriniformes, Cobitidae.